Molecule: messenger RNA, 2833 nt
Organism: Sphaeramia orbicularis (orbiculate cardinalfish)
Lineage: Eukaryota; Metazoa; Chordata; Actinopteri; Kurtiformes; Apogonidae
Gene: cep57
Product: centrosomal protein 57
Exons: 11
Coding region: 229-1707 (492 amino acids)
Cellular component (GO): centrosome
Molecular function (GO): identical protein binding; microtubule binding; gamma-tubulin binding
Source: RefSeq, a predicted model, not a curated record
AAAUAUUAAUCCAACCCUUACAAAACCCUGGAUUGUGAGGUUUGUCAAGUGAUGUUUUCGUUUCAUACAACCCAUAUCGUUCAUAGUAGAGGGAGCUGGGCUUAGCAUGCUAGCAGCCAGUUGUAAUUAAAGGUGUAGACAUGGUUUUUACCUAAAACUAAUAUUGGGUUACUCUGCAUAUUUUAACUCCCGGGUUCUGCUCCAGCGGGUGGAUUUGCUUGCAUUUCAAUGGACACUUUGUCAACAACAGCUGCUGAUGCUACGCGGGUCAAGGUAGAUCUACUAGAUCCAGCACCCAGUGUGGUAGUGUCUGAUAGUAUGUCACUGCCAUCUUACAAAGACUAUCCUACACACCGUCCAUUCAUUAACACACUUGUGCAUCAUACACCCACAACACGCACACAUCAGUCCUAUGGGUCAUCAUCACCAAGCAAGGCAUUCCCAGAGACCAACAGUGCAGCAAUCCUGUCAGCCUUAAGAAAUCUCCAGGACAAGAUCAGGAGGUUGGAGUUGGAAAAAGCACAUGGAGAGCUAAGUUUGCACACGAUGGGGAAAGAUGUAUCAAACACACAUCUGCAGAAUGAUAGAGUCACACAGAGACUCAAAAACAAUCAGACAAGUGACAAGUCCAAUUGCAACCAAGUCUUAGUCACUCACUUGGCAGCUGCAGAAUCUCGCUGUAUGAAGCUGGAACGACAGCUGGAUCACAUGAGGAGAAUGCUGCGCAAUGCCAAGGCUGACAGGAGCAGCCUCCUCAAACAGCAGGUUGCCAUGGAGACAUCCAAGUCAGCUGACCAACAGACAGACUCACCGUCUGACCUCGCCCAUUUGGAGAAGUUGGAUCGGCUGGAGCAGGAGUAUCUCAGGCUAACACACACACAGAAUAAUGCAGAGAUAAAGAUCCGUGAUCUGGAGUUAAAACUGCAGGAGGAGGAGCACCAAAGAAAACUGGUCCAGGAUAAGGCCAACCAGCUCCAGGCGGGUUUGGAGACCAACAGGAUUCUGCUGCAGUCAGUUUCACCCUGCCUGUCCAGCAGACAAUCCAAAGACAAGAAGUCCAGCUCAAAGAAAUCUUCACCACAGCAGAUGUCUUACACAGAGCCACACUAUAAGCUGAGUCUCAGAGAUGUACCGUUUGUGGCUGGAACGUCAGUAGGCUGCAGCCACUCGGUCAGAGCAAACGUUCAGUCAGUUUUAUCUCUCCUGAAGCAACACCAGCCACAUCUCUGCAACAGUCGUGUCCUUUCUAAAAACCCAAACAGUCCUGAGACAGGUAGCCGUAGCCAUUCCAGUUCCUCUUCUUCCUCCUCCACCAGUGAAGAGGAGCUGUCUGAUCUGCUGCAAGCACUACAGGAGGAACUCCGACUCAUGAGCUUGGAACAGGAUGAGCUGAUGAGGCAGGUGGAUGACAGUGUUUCAGAGCAGGAAAGAAAAGAACUUCAGAGAGAGCAACAGAGGCUGCUACUGAAAAUGGAGAGGAAAGGAGAGCAGAUCAGUAAUCUCUACAAACACAAAGCACAGAUGAAGAAGUUACGGAAAGAAACAAAUACAAGGCGACACAGUAAGAAUGAGGUAAGAGUUACUACUACAGUGUCCACAAGAGGUCACUCUGCAGGAGCACACAGGCUUAAACCAGGAGAGAGAAGCAAGAGGAACCUGAGGCUGCUCAGGGACAUGAAAGCUCUGCAGACCUCCUUACGGACUUGAAACAUGCCUGCUCAUAGACACUGAAAUUGCGUUAAUCUUAUUGGUGCUGCAUACCUACCUGUGAUCGCUAAAUGACCAAAAGAGCUUAGUUUUUCAUUAAAGACAGUAAUGUAUAAACCUGUCAUUAUGUUACUGCACUGUUGUUUCUCAAAAUCAGUGUUUUUCUUUAGACCAGUCUCAACACUACUUUUAGAAAAACGUGGUCUCGACUUUACAUGAUCUUAUCUUGGACAUAAUGGUCUAUGGAUUUCAUGUGAUGAUGGUUAAGAUGAUAAAAAAAAAUGUUUCAAACAUUUCUUUUAGACAUAGGUUUGGCUUUCAUACUUGAAACUUGAAAGAAAAAUAUACUUAUCAGUUUAAUUGCCUUAAAAAUUAUUUUUAAUUCAGUGAUAACAACUAGUUUGAUCAUAUUAUAGCAUAAUUGGUACAGUAUUGGAGAAACUCAUUUCCCAUGACCCCCUUUGUUGUGUUUCCUUGACUACAACACUAUGUUGAUGUACUGAAAUCUCUACAUUUUAAGUCGGACAUCUCCUAUCUUUAUCUUUACCAAACAACCUACAUUACUUUUUGUAAUAAACAAGAUUUAUGUGUUAUCUCAACAGGUUCCUUCAUAUCAAGUAACACUACAAAGUCAGUUUACAUAAUGGAUGGCACCAAAUAGCAAUGAGUACAAAAAUUCACAUACACUGUAUUGAAAAUUGGAGUAAUCUUACAUCAGUUAGGUCCGCUUCCAGCAGAGGGCGUAAAAAUCUCUUGUAUGUAGUGCAGUUCUGUGCUUGGUAAUCUGCACUUGGACUUUAAUAUGGCCCAGACAAUAAAAAUAUAAAAAAUAAUGGUGCUUCUUUUGGUGCCAAAAUCAAAACAGUUACUGUGGGUUGCUUGAUAUUUACAGAUUUGUGACCAUCUUUAAUUGUAUGCAGCAGUUAUUUUUUUCUUUUGUAUCUGAACAAAAUCCAGUGAUCACAAAUACUGUAUGACCUGAUUAUUUCUCUGACAUGUCACCAGGUGUGUGAGUGUAUAUUUCUACAAAUAUUUGCUCAAGAAGUUUGUACAUUUUAUGAGAACCAUGUGUAUUUUUGAAUGAAAUGCUUCCAUCUUCGAAUUAAAGUAUUUAUGUGUAUGUGUU